AUGGCAGAGCGAGAUACAGAGAGAGAGCAUCAGAGUCGGGCAGAGGAUCUUGCUGAGAGAUUGGAGAGAGCAAUAGGUGGUGCCCCGAUGCGGGACAUGCUGAGGGAGAUACGAUACACGGCCAAGGAGUCUGAGUACUAUAGGCGUCUAUAUGAGGAGGUGGUCCCUAGACAUCACAGAGCUUCUAGCUAUGCAGCAGUCGAUCUGCUCGUAGUCAUACGGGGACGGAGAGUAGAGCUAGCAAAGAGGAGGAAGUUGGACGUAGCAGUCCAGGUUGAAGAAGAUAGCGGCAUGGAAGAUUCAGAUGAGGAGUUCAAGGAAAUGGAGGAACGGGAGAGUGGAGAUGAAGGAUUCUGCAUGGCAUCAUACACUAUCGGAGAAGAAGAAGAAGAGGAAGCGGAAUCACAGCAAUACGAAGAGGAGGAGGAGGAAGAGCAACAUAGAGGACUGCGAGCAUAG
Messenger RNA from Cryptomeria japonica (Japanese cedar), 459 nucleotides. RefSeq lists its product as uncharacterized. The record is from RefSeq and is a predicted model, not a curated record. NCBI's taxonomy places the organism in Eukaryota, Viridiplantae, Streptophyta, Pinopsida, Cupressales, Cupressaceae. The transcript is spliced from 2 exons. Bases 1 to 459 code for a protein of 152 amino acids.